GGGAGAGCGGAUACAGCGAAUGCAGGGUCCGGGGAGAGCGGAUACAGCGAAUGCAGGGUCCGGGGAGAGCGGAUACAGCGAAUGCAGGGUCCGGGGAGAGCGGAUACAGCGAAUGCAGGGUCCGGGGAGAGCGGAUACAGCGAAUGCAGGGUCCGGGGAGAGCGGAUACAGCGAAUGCGGGGUCCGGGGAGAGCGGAUACAGCGAAUGCGGGGUCCGGGGAGAGCGGAUACAGCGAAUGCAGGGUCCGGGGAGAGCGGAUACAGCGAAUGCAGGGUCCGGGGAGAGCGGAUACAGCGAAUGCAGGGUCCGGGGAGAGCGGAUACAGCGAAUGCAGGGUCCGGGAAGAGCAGAUAUAGUGAAUGCAGGGUCCAGGGAGACCAGAUAUAGUGAACGCAGGGUCCGGGAAGACCAGAUAUAGUGAACGCAGGGUCCGGGAAGACCAGAUAUAGUGAACGCAGGGUCCGGGAAGACCAGAUAUAGUGAACGCAGGGUCCGGGAAGACCAGAUAUAGUGAACGCAGGGUCCGGGAAGACCAGAUAUAGUGAACGCAGGGUCCGGGAAGACCAGAUAUAGUGAACGCAGGGUCCGGGAAGACCGGAUAUAGUGAACGCAGGGUCGGGAAGACCAGAUAUAGUGAAUGCAGGGUCUGGGGUUUAGUAACACUUUAAAGAGAAUGCAAUAGAAGUGGAAACC
Messenger RNA from Staurois parvus, 694 nucleotides. Lineage: Eukaryota; Metazoa; Chordata; Amphibia; Anura; Ranidae. The record is from the annotation of a GenBank genome assembly.